UUGUACUUCUAGGUAACUAACGUAGUCUGUUUUUAAGCUUCAACACUUUGCUUGAUAUACUAAGCACUGACAACUACGACAUUAAAUUUUUUAAAUUUUUUCUUUGUGAAUUCAUUUGUAAUAAUCGUAAGUUUUUUUGAUAAGCAAGAUGGAUGAUAAAUUGAGCCCGAUUCAAAAAUUUUACCGAGGUAAAACAAUAUUUGUGACGGGUGCUUCAGGAUUUAUGGGAAAAGUUUUGUUGGAAAAAUUGUUGUACAGUUGCAGUGAUUUGAAACGCAUUUAUAUUAUAUUAAGAGCUAAGCGGGGACGUUCACCGGAAAUGAGGCUUGAUGAUAUGUUUAAAUUGCCGAUGUUUGAUAGAAUUCGUAAAACAAAACCUGAUGUAUUCAGUAAAAUAACAGCAUUGCCUGGUGACAUGUUACAAAAAAAUUUCGGCCUAAAAGAAUCGCAAGAAAAUUUGCUCAUAAAUGAAGUUGAAGUUUUGUUUCACUUCGCCGCGACCUUAAAGUUGGAAGCCAAACUAAAAGAUGCUAUUGAAAUGAACACAAUUGGUACCGCGCAAGUUUUAGAAUUGGCUAAAAAGAUGCCAAAAUUACAAGCAUUCGUUCAUUUAAGUACGGCAUUUUGUCACGUGGAUCAAGAAGAAUUAGGCGAGUGUGUCUACGACUCUCCUGAUGAUCCAAAUGAGGUUAUGCGAAUGACUCAGUGGUUAAAACCAGAAGCAUUAGAUCUUGUGACACCAAAACUCUUGGAACCACAUCCUAAUACUUACACUUAUUCAAAACGAUUGGCUGAAACUUUGAUUGCUAACGAAUACCCAAAUUUGCCGUGUGUUAUUGCACGGCCAUCAAUUGUGACUCCGGCAUGGGAAGAACCAUUACCAGGAUGGGUUGACAGUCUUAAUGGACCAGUUGGUAUAAUAGUUGGAGCUGCAAAAGGCGUAAUUCGAUCUGUCCACUGCAAUGGCCACUACCAUGCCCAAAUAAUUCCCGUAGAUUUAGCUAUUAAUGCUCUUAUUGCUAUUGGGCACACAAUUGGAACUUGUAAUAAUCGACCAAAAAAUAUUCCUGUUUAUAAUAUUACUCAGAGUGGAGUCAGGCCAAUAAGCUGGGCUGAAAUUGUUCAGAAAGGAAAAGCUAUUGCGUAUAAUUAUCCAUUUGAAGCAGGAAUUUGGUAUCCAGAUGGUGACAUACGGAGCAGCAAAUUUGUUCAUAAUUUAUUUGUAUUUUUUUUUCAUAUUUUGCCGGCAUAUUUCAUUGAUUUCUUAUUAUUAAUUUUCCGUCAAAAACGCUUCAUGGUACAUAUUCAAAAACGUAUAAGCGAUGGAUUAGAAGUGCUACAAUACUUUACAACUCGUGAUUGGAUAUUUCAUAAUGAUCAAUUAAUGAAACUAUGGGAGGAUAUGGAUCCGCGCGAUAAAAAAAUAUUUUCAAUAGAUUUUUUCGCUGUCGAAGAAGCCGAGUAUAUUAAAAAUAUUAUUCUUGGCGCCCGAGUUUACUGCAUGAAAGAAAAAUUGGAAACUUUGCCCCGUGCUCGGUUUCAUUUAAAAAUACAGUACGCAGUACAUCUCAUAGCAGUUUACGGAUUUUACUUUGGAGUAAUGUGGCUGAUUGUUAAAAACUUUGAAUCGGCUCGUUACUGCCUGGAUUUUGUAACCGAAAAAAUGAAGUUGUUACCAAUAAUUGGACGUUUCGUGGAAAAAAUAGCCCCAGUACUUUAAGUGGUAAAAAUAAUCGGUUUUAAAUAAUAAAAAAAAAAAAGUUUAAUUUUUUUAAUAAUAUAACAGGAGCUCAUGCAAUAAGCCAUCAUGAACUAUAUAGAUGUAUAUAUAUAUUUAUUUACGUAUGAACGUAAAUAAAUGCAACCGACAGCUUUAAAAUGAAAGGUAUUACAUAAACUCUAAAAAACAUGACAGCAACCUAUUAUCAAUAUUAUAAUGAUAUUUCAAUAAUAAUGAUCAUAAUAAUAUAUAUAAAACUCAGUGUCUUAUUAAUUAAUCAUGAUAUAGCAAAUAUAUAUACAUAUUAUCUAUAAGCACAUAUUUUUUAUACCUAUAUUUCAGGUAUAAAAAUAUCAUUAUAUAUUAUCCAUGU
Molecule: messenger RNA, 2093 nt
Organism: Microplitis demolitor
Lineage: Eukaryota; Metazoa; Arthropoda; Insecta; Hymenoptera; Braconidae
Product: putative fatty acyl-CoA reductase CG5065
Exons: 8
Coding region: 149-1720 (523 amino acids)
Biological process (GO): long-chain fatty-acyl-CoA metabolic process
Cellular component (GO): peroxisome
Molecular function (GO): alcohol-forming very long-chain fatty acyl-CoA reductase (NADP+) activity
Source: RefSeq, a predicted model, not a curated record